Micromonas pusilla CCMP1545 is the source of this 720-nucleotide messenger RNA. Its product is annotated as bola-like protein. Gene Ontology annotation, biological process: iron-sulfur cluster assembly. The transcript is spliced from 2 exons. NCBI's taxonomy places the organism in Eukaryota, Viridiplantae, Chlorophyta, Mamiellophyceae, Mamiellales, Mamiellaceae. Bases 189 to 644 code for a protein of 151 amino acids. The record is from RefSeq and is a predicted model, not a curated record. Gene Ontology annotation, cellular component: chloroplast.
UUAGGCGACGCGAAGUCGUCCAUCGAAGAGAUCAAGGACGGGCUGAAGGCGCUCCUGUAGAAGUCCGUCUGGUUGUACAUCCUGUCUGGUUGAGCAUUAUGUAGAUGUGAAAUAAUCCAAGUGAGCGAUCUCGUCGCCUCGCACACGCGCCCGCGCACGCGUACUGUAGACGCACGGACGCACACGGCAUGUCGCACCACGUCAGACGCGGUAGCGGAGCGCUUCUCGCGGCGGCUCGGCAGCUCGCUCGCGCGCGCGCGGUUCGCGCGUCGGCGAGCCAACAUCGUCAUAACUUCGUGACGUGGCAACGAUCGGAGACUCCGGGGGGUUCUCGCGCGGAGACGCGCGGGUUCGCGUCGAGUCCCGCGUCAAGAGCGGGCGAGUUCGAUCGCCCCGAGUCGGGGUUGAUCGCGGGGAUGAAGUCGAAGAUACAAACGAGCCUCGAGGCGACGUUCGUGGACGUCGUGGACAUGUCCGGCGACGGCAGGCACGUCACGAUCAAGGUCGUGUCGAAAGCGUUCGAAGGGAAGAACCCCAUCAACCGCCAGCGGAUGGUGUACAAGGCGAUUUGGGAGGAGAUGCAGACGGACAAGGUGCACGCCGUGCAGGGCAUCGUCACGCAAACUCCGGAGGAAGCGCAAUAGAGCGCGAGCACGGUAUUCUUUCGUUUAGCUAACCUGCUAUGAUGGCAUUCAAUAACGUAUAGAGCUAAGAGUCAUC